Molecule: messenger RNA, 1170 nt
Organism: Tupaia belangeri chinensis (Chinese tree shrew)
Lineage: Eukaryota; Metazoa; Chordata; Mammalia; Scandentia; Tupaiidae
Gene: SLC51B
Product: SLC51 subunit beta
Exons: 4
Coding region: 598-987 (129 amino acids)
Biological process (GO): bile acid and bile salt transport
Cellular component (GO): plasma membrane; protein-containing complex
Molecular function (GO): protein heterodimerization activity; transmembrane transporter activity
Source: RefSeq, a predicted model, not a curated record
CCUUGGUUCCCUGCUCUGUGGUUAAAUAUUGAAAACUGAAGGCCGGAGGGAGGCAUUCCACACAUCCCCCCACAGUGAGGGAACCCACAGACAGACGGCAGCUUCUCUGCAGUUCGUUCCCUGGGGCUGACAAGGAAAUCUGGACAUUUUCUCUUUUCCCGAGGUGAACACCUAAGAAGGAAACACUGAGCUCCUGGUUCUUUUGGAUUGUGAAAGUCGGGUGGAAUUCACUUGCCCUCUGAGGCCACUCGUUCGAGAGGUCAGUCACCCUGGAGUGGCUGAGAAGGCUCCAACUAGGGUGGUGCUAAGGGCAGAGCUCCCAGCUCUGACGGUCCCUGCAGGCAAUGUCCCUGGGGUGACAGCUGUGCUGCCUGGGGGAGCUCAGGCCAAAGACCAUCCUGUGCUCCCAGGAAGAGAAGAAAGAGGAAGACGUGAACCAGUGCUGCUCCCAUCGCAGAUCAGGGCAGGCCGCAGGGACCCAGCAUCCGGGGGUCUACAGGACUUGUGUACUCAGGGCCAGAACCUAGGAGGCCAGGAGGCUGCAGGGGCCAAGGGGCCGAAGGACUUCCUCGCCAGAACACCAAGCAGCAGCAGGACAUGGACCAUAGCAAGGAGGCUGCUGGAGCCCCAGUGGGCACUGCGGCGCCCCAGGAGCUGCUGGAAGAAAUGGUUUGGUUUUUCCGUGUUGAAGAUGCAUCUCCCUGGAAUUACUCCAUCCUGGCCCUGGCGGCUGUCGUGUUCGUGAUAAGUGUCGUCCUCCUGGGAAGGGACAUCCAGACAAACAGAAAUCGAAAGAUGCAGGCGCCGCGGAAAGACGCCCCAGCCGCGCCGUAUCAGGAUGGAGCUGGCACCAAAGACAACAGCCUCAACCACCUGAGCGAGACUUGGCUCUCACAAACGCCAUUCUUGGCACAGGUGGAAAUGGAGUUAAAAGAGAGAGAUGACUCAUCCGUUUUCCUUUCAGACCCCCCCGAAACCGAGAACUAGUGGUUCAGGCACACCCCGUCACACGGGCCGCAUCAGCUACACUCAGCUCAGUGGCUGACACCCUUCAGAUUUUAGUCUUUCCCAAGAAGCCUGACGUUUUCAUUAGCGUCAAUUUCAUGCAUCAACUGCAAACAGAAACUUGUAUUUAAAAAAAGACAAACUUUUAUUAAAAUGCUUCCAGAA